AUGGCAGCUCGUCUAUCUUUACUCGGUCUCCUAGCAUGUGCUCGGAGCAGCCUUGCCGCUUCUUGCGAUCCGGAAACUUUCAAGGACGUUGCUUCUGAUGUCUUUGGCGUGCAAGCGGUCGAGAUUCUGGCUAAGGAGGUGACGAAGUGGAAUGAAUACGAGACGUCGUUUCCCGCUCUUCCUCCCCUCCCUAUUCACCCUCCACCGCCGGUUAGCUUCUGCAAUGUCACAGUACUCUACACCCAUCCAGGUACGUACCGGUAGCAGCUGAGAAUAGACUCUUCUUGGCUCAAAUGGCUGUCUAGGCCUGAACGAUACCAUUCGGGCCACAACCUGGCUUCCUUUGAAAGAUUGGAAUCACCGUUUCCUGGGCCAAGGUGGUGGUGGUUGGGCAUGUAUCUGGAGUCAAAACAUACUAAUGUUCAGGUCUGCUGACAAUCUCAGUGUGCUGGUCACGAAGGAGCACUGGCAUAUGGCGUAGCGCUCGGCUUCGCGUCAGUGAACACCGAUUCGGGACAUUCCUACUUCGGCGAUCUUCCUCAGGCCGCUCUCGAUUCCAGUACCUGGGGACUCACAAGCCCAGGCAACACCAAUUUGAAUUCACUGUGUAACUUCGGUUACCGUUCGCUUGACGAGAUGACCGUUAUUGGAAAGAGAGCAACGGAAGCUUUCUAUGGCGAACCGGUCACGUACUCUUAUUGGAAUGGGUGUAGUACUGGUGGCCGACAGGGUCUUGUCUUGGUAAGUCAACCAAUCGACUGUCUGGCCAAUUCCCCAAGACUGAUCUUCUGAGGCAGGCACAAAGAUACCCAAAACACUAUCAAGGCAUCAUCUCAGCUGCUCCGGCUAUUAAUUGGGUUACGUUUCUGGUUACGGAAUUCUGGCCCCAGAUUGUAAUGAAGCAGCAGAACUACUAUCCACCUACUUGCGAACUGGAUGCCAUCACACAGGCUGCGAUUGAAGAGUGUGACGGGCUUGAUGGCGUUAUUGAUGGCAUCAUUGCUGCACACGGCCAGUGCCGCUUCAAUGCCGAUUCGGUUUUGGGGAAGGAAUUCGAGUGUGGCAAGGAGAAGAGGAAGAUCUCCAAAGAGGCUGUGGAAGUCGCCAAGGCUACAUGGCAGGGACCGCGCUUGGGCGAUUAUCCGGUGUGGUUCGGUGUGUGAUAAUCACAGUCCAGCACUUUCAGGCUCGAUGCUAAUAAGGGGUUCUUCAGGUCUCGCUCACGAAGCUUCCCUCCAUGGAGUCGAACCGAUGCUCCGCGGGUUGGCUUCCACCGACUGUGACGAGAAGAAUCAGAAUUGCAAAGGAGCCCCCUUUGCCAUUAGCGCGGAUUGGAUCAAACACUGGGUCUUGAAAGAUCCCUCAUACGAUCUGAGUACCAUUGACGAGGUCAUGUUCUAUGAGAUUCUACGGGAUUCCCGUCAACAAUACCACUCCUUCAUAGACAAUGCCGAUGCGGAUCUGCAUUAUUUCAAGGCUGCAGGUGGGAAGAUUAUUCACUGGCACGGGUAUGACGACGGCACCUCUCCAAAUGGGAGACUUCAAGCUAAUUGCGAUCUCAAACAGUCUUGCCGACCAAUUGAUUCCCUCCAACGGAAGUCUGAACUACUACCAGCGCGUCAAAGCCACAGUUGCAGACGUUGACGACUUCUACCGCUACUACGAAGUCCCCGGCGUCGCGCACUGUGCCGGCGGUGUCGGGGCAAUCCCAGUCUUUGCCAUCACAGAACUGAUGGCUUGGGUGGAGACGGGCCAGAAACCUGAUAUGCUUGAAGGUAUCCGUACGCCUGGUAUGGCUGGGGCUCCGGGGCCUCAGAUCAAACGGAACAUCUGUCCUUGGCCGAAGGUCGGUAAGUAUAAGGGGGGAGAUGAAAGGCUUUUGUCGUCGUACGAGUGUGCGGAUGAAUUUGGAAAAGCCGCGACGAAGGACAAGAAGCAUGAUGAACUGUGA
Lecanosticta acicola is the source of this 1951-nucleotide messenger RNA. The record is from the annotation of a GenBank genome assembly. NCBI's taxonomy places the organism in Eukaryota, Fungi, Ascomycota, Dothideomycetes, Mycosphaerellales, Mycosphaerellaceae.